Aspergillus heteromorphus CBS 117.55 is the source of this 348-nucleotide messenger RNA. RefSeq lists its product as uncharacterized. The coding region runs from base 1 to 348 and encodes 115 amino acids. Lineage: Eukaryota; Fungi; Ascomycota; Eurotiomycetes; Eurotiales; Aspergillaceae. The record is from RefSeq and is a predicted model, not a curated record. The transcript has 2 exons.
AUGGAUAUCAAGAGGUUUGCCCGGCAUGGCGGUCCUGAUUUGACCAGCCUUCGAUGUUGCCCCCCAACCACAGUGUUUGUCUACCACCCCGCCGGCUCGGAUAAGUCCAACUUCCAGUAUACGGAACUUCAUGCCGGAGCCACGUAUUUCACGUUCGACCAUAUACUCGUGGUACCCAAAACUGCAGAUUCCAUGAAGCAUGGAAUGCCAACAGCGAAAGUCAUUUCUAAGGCCAGUUUGAAGGCGGCAUUCAAAGCGAACAAGGCCUUGAGGAGGAAGCGUCGCGCACCCGAUGCAGCUGCUGCGCCUGUUAAGCAUAAGAUACCGCAUCAAAGACGCCAGAGCUAA